AUGCUGUCCCAAGAAUCCAGCUUGCCUGGUCCAGCCAGAUCUUGUCAGUGCAAGACAAGUCAGCAACCUCCUCCAUGUCCUCAACAGCUGCUGUUCGACCAUGCACAGGACUGGCAUUUAGCAGCAGUACUUCAGUGCUCACGGGUACGUUCAUGUGGCAACGAGGUCUUUAAAAUGGAGAGAAGCUAAAGGGGGGGGGGGACUGUAUUACAGGUCUGCGAACUUUCUUGGCCUGCCCACCAAAUCAUCAUGGCCAGGGCUGGCAAUUGGAGUACCCUCUUCCCUUCCCUGAUUAUCCCUUCUGAUAUUAAAUAUGCCUAAUGGCUAUAUUGUAUCUGCUAUAAUGGAGCAAUAUAACACAGACAGCACUACAGAGCAGCAAGCACUGGGUUAGAGCGAAAGAAAGUGACUGCGCUGAGCUGCCUCAUCCUUCCGCUUGCAGGGAUCCUCACCUCAACUGUCUCCACCAGGGGAUAGUCCACUGCUCAGCUCUCAUCUGGUCACCUUCUUUCCUCUUUCCAGGGGGUUCACAAUCGGUACCCAGGUUCUCAGGUAAAAAAAAUGCCCAGAGGUUGGAAGAAAUGUCUAGAGUUGGAAGGAAUGCCAAGGAUCAUUUAAUCCCACCCCCUGCAAUGCAGGAAUCUCAAUUAAAGCAGCCAGGACAGAUGGCCGCUCAAUCUCUGCUUUCAAACCUCCAAGGAAGGAGAGUCCACCACCUUUCGAAGGAGUUUGUUCCACUGUCAAACAGCUCUUACUGUCAGAAAGUUCUUCCUGAUGUUGAGUCGGAAUCUCCUUUCUUGUAACUUGAAGCCAUUGGUUUGACCCCUACCCUCUGGACCAGGAGAAAACAAACUUGUUCCAUCUUCCAUGUGACACCCUUUAGAUAUUUGAAGGUGGCUAUCAUUUCUCUUAGUCUCCUUUUCUCCAGGCUAAAUAUAUCCAAGUCCCUUAACCAUUUCUCAUAUGGCUUGGUUUCCAGACCCUUGACCAUCUUGGUUGCCCUCAUCUGCACACAUUCCAGCUUGUCAGUAUCCUCCUUAAAUUGUGGCACCCAGAACCAGACACAAGACUUCAGGUGUGGUCUGAGCAAGGCAGAAUAGAGCAGUACUUCCCUCAAUCUGGAUACUACUGUUGAUGCAGCCUAGAAUAGCAUUAUCUCCCCCCACUUUUUUUUGCUGCUGCAGCAGCUGCAUCACAUUGUUGACUCAUGCUAAACUUGUGGUCUGCUAAGAUCCCUAGAUCCUUUUCACAUGUACUACUGGCAACCCAGGUGUCCCCCAUUUUAUAUUUGUGCAGCUGGUUAUUUCUGCCUAAGUGUAGAACCUGACAUGUGUCCCAGUGGCCAAAGUAACAUGGAUGUUUGGGUCCCCUUAGGCAGCCUCCAGAAGAGUAGAACUUCCAGUGAGAUAUAUUAUAAUGUGACCCCAACACCCUCCAACAGUUGGCUGCCCUGCUUGAAGGUUGAACCUGGAGUCCAUUGAUGCCUCCCCACCAUCUGAACAGGCAGUGGUGAUAGAUCAGUCCAAGUCCAAUAGUUUAAAAGUUUUAUUCAGCUGUAGGUGUAACAGGAUUAAUAGAGUAACAUACACAAAAGAAUAAAGCAUUCAGAGUGUCUCCUGUGUCUAAACCCAGGUGCUUUAUUAAUGUAUUUAUUUAUUUAGAGCAUUUGAAGAACAGAUUAUAAAUGUUCUCAGAGCAGCUUACUUAAAAUCACAGAAGAUGCUCCCCACUCAGGCUUACAAUUGAAGAAAAACAACACACAAAGGGACAAGGAGGAAAGAGGAAAAUCAGAACUGGGGCACCAAUUUCUAUUGGCCAGUGGCACAGCUCAGAGGCAGUAAGUGCCUAAUGGCACUGGACCACCAGCCAAGUGGAUGCAAGGAGCCUUGUGUUUCCCAUGUCUCCCAUGAAGACUGUUUGCUGGAACAGCUGCCCCCAAGUGACAAUGGAGGGAGAAGAGGUCUGAUGAGAUGGUCCUGUCACAGCAGAUGGAUGGAGUGAUCUCUUGCACCUCCCUUGGUUAUCCCACGCUGUUCCACCACACACUCCUGUACUUCCACAACGCCUUCCUCCAGCUUCUCUUCCUUUCUGCUCCACCUUUGCCUUCCCCCCUAUCUUCUUCCAACACAGGGUGUGUUUUUGUGAUUGGCUCCUGGCUUUUUGCUUCCCAGUGGUGACUCACCCAGUUCCUUGCCUUGCUGUUCCAGACCAGAUAAGGAAAUCUAAUCUUUUGAUGCAGUACCACAUCUUGCACCCAGAGAUUCUUCAUUGAGAACUGUCCUUAUGAAAAUCCCUGCAUCCGUCAGCUUCCUAUGUAAAACCCUCCCCCAGACAUCUCUGUGGGUCUGGCUUCAUUCCCUCCUGCUCUGCCCCAGAAGAACUCUAUCCAGGAGUUUGUGUUAGGCUGUGGAUACACCAGAGUGAUAACAUGCACAUGGGUCACACAGAUCCCAUGUUUUCCAUGUGGGCUUUUGUUCACAUUUGUUGACAUGAGCACUUUCACUUGAACUCCUCAAUGUUUCCCAGCACACUAGUAGGUUGUGCUUGCCUGGAGGCUAUUGUCCCCUCACUCAGGACUUCCCACACUCCCUGAGUGCCAGAAAUCUGAGGUCUAUUGUGGGCACACAUGGAGGUAUUUGUUUGCCUUUGUACAUGGCCAAUUUCUUUUAAAAAAUAGAUGUGAGUUUUCUGACAGAACAGUGUGUUGAACAUAUUUUCUGUAAAACGUGUGGGUUCCAGCCCACCCUCCCCGAGCUUUGCUGAGACCAUUUGACUACCUGUGCUGGCAGCCAUUUUUAAAACUUUAUUUUGGAAAUACAAAGUUUUCCAAUAUGCCAAACUUGCACAAAACAGUAGACUGUUUUUUUUAAGUGUGUGUCAUGACUGCUGCCACCAGCAACUCACCUAAAGCAUCUCACCAGCAGAAAGAGGGGGUGUGGGGACAAAUGGCACCUAGCAAACCAUCACAUCACAGGGGUAAAAAUACAUGCCCACACAAUGCACUUCAAUAUGCUCACCAUUUGGCAGCAUUUGGUUUUAUGUUAGAUUUUCCCCACCUUACUGCAGUAUCUAUGGAUCAGGGAAAUCUCAAUUAAAUGACAGUUGGAUGCAGGUAUCACCAAGGCAGAAGACAUGUAUGUGUGGGAUGCAUCAUGCCCACUUAAAGAUGCUGGAUGUAUAAAGCCGUCAUCAUAGACCAAUAAACUCUUAAAAUAGAAGAGUUGGAAAAGACCCACAAAAGUAAUUCAACUCCCUGCAAUGCUGGAAUCACAGCUGAAGAAUCCCUGAUAGAUGGCCACCCAACCUCUGUUGAAAAAUCCUCAAUGAAGGAGAGACCACCACCUUCCAAGGGAGUCCAUUCCACUGUUCUCACUGUUGGAAAGUUCUUCACAUGUUUAGUGGGACUCUUCCAUUGGUUUGAGUCUUAUGAUAAGGAGCAGCAUGAAACAAGCUGGGUACUAAAGGAGCUUGCAGAUGCAAUCUCUGUCUAAAAUCUUUGAGAAUUCUUGGAGAAUAAGUGAGGUCCCUGCAGGCUGGAGGAGGGCAAAUGUCCCCAUCUGCAAAAAGAAGAGCCAGGUAACUGCCGCCCGGCAAGGUUGACAUCGAUACCAGAAAAGCUCGUAGAACAGAUAAUUCAACAGUCGGUCUGUGAGCACUUAGGAAAGGAUGCUGUGAUUACUAAGACCCAGCAUGGUUUUUUUUUAAAAAAGUGGUGUCAGAUAAAUCUCAUUUCUUUUUUAAAAAAUUGAGUUACAAGCUUGGUGGAUCAGGGGAAAGCUGUGGAUAUAGUGUAUCUUGAUUUCAGUAAGGUUUUUGACAAAGGCCACCAUGGUAUUCUUGAGGAGAAGCUGGUAAAGUGGGGGCUGGAUGAUGUAACUUUUUUUUUUUAAAAAAUAAUUUUUAUUAAAGUUUAAAACAACAUAAAACAAAAAAAAAGAAAAACUCACAUAAAAAUAAUACAAAACUUAACAAUAGAAACACAAAACACAACAAUUAAAAACAAACUCUCUUUUCCAUUUCCAAUUUUACAUGACUUAUUUUCUAGACUUCCUCAAACCUCCCUCCUUUGUAUUCCAGUCCACAUUGUUUGUUCAGCAGUUUCUUUUCCACUUUUUUUUAAUCCCAAUCUUUAAUUUAGUAAAAUGUUAAAAUAUAUAACUUCAAUUUUUUUUAAACCUAGUCCUUGGUCUUAAUAUCAUAUAACUUUAAAGUUUUCCCUUUUAAUAUCAAAUUUCCAUAACUUUAACCUGUGCAGCUGGAAACCACUUGUUUUCAGUCCAACAUCACUCUAACAUUCCUUAAUUUUGCAGUGUUUCUGAAGAUAGUCUUUGAAUUUCUUCCAGUCUUCCUCCAUCGACUCUUCUCCCUGGUCACGGAUUCUACCAGUCAUUUCCGCCAGUUCCAUAUAGUCCAUAAGUUUCAUCUGCCAUUCCUCCAGCGUGGGAAGUUCUUGUGUCUUCCAAUACUUUGCGAUGAGUAUUCUUGCUGCUGUUGUUGCAUACAUAAAGAAAGUUCUAUCAUUUUUAACACCAUUUGGCCCACUAUGCCCAGGAGAAAGGCCUCUGGUUUCUUAGGGAAGGUAUACUUAAAUACCUUUUUAAUUCAUUAUAUAUCAUUUCCCAGAAGACCUUAAUCUUUGGGCACGUCCACCAAAGGUGAAAAAAUGUACCUUCAAUUUCUUUACAUUUCCAACAUUUGUUAUCGGGCAAGUGAUAGAUUUUCGCAAGCUUGACUGGGGUUAUGUACCACCUGUAUAUCAUUUUCAUAAUAUUCUCUCUUAAGGCAUUACAUGCCGUAAAUUUCAUACCUGUGGUCCAUAACUGUUCCCAGUCAGCAAACAUAAUGUUAUGUCCUACGUCCUGUGCCCAUUUAAUCAUAGCCGAUUUUACCGUUUCAUCUUGAGUAUUCCAUUUCAGCAGCAAGUUAUACAUUCUUGACAAAUUCUUAGUAUUGGGUUCUAACAAUUCUGUUUCUAAUUUUGAUUUUUCCACCUGGAAGCCAAUUUUCCUGUCCAAUUUAAAUGCCUCCAUUAUUUGAUAAUAAUGAAGCCAGUCUCGCACUUUGUUUAUUAGUUUUUCAAAACUCUGCAAUUUCAGUCUAUCUCCGUCUUGUUCCAAAAUUUCCCAAUAUUUCGGCCAUUUGACCUCCAUAUUGACCCUUUUCAAGGCUUUCGCUUCCAUUGGUGACAGCCACCUUGGGGUUUUAUUUUCUAGCAAAUCCUUAUAUCUUAUCCAAACAUUAAAUAGCGCUUUCCUGACAAUGUGGUUUUUAAAUGCUUUGUGUGCUUUGACCUUAUCAUACCAUAAAUAUGCAUGCCAUCCAAAUACAUUAUUGAAACCUUCCAAGUCCAAAAUGUCAGUGUUUUCAAGAAGUAGCCAUUCUUUCAACCAGCAGAAAGCUGCUGAUUCAUAAUAAAGUUUGAGGUCUGGCAGGGCAAAUCCACCUCUUUCCUUUGCAUCUGUUAGUAUUUUAAAUUUUAUUCUGGGUUUCUUGCCCUGCCAGACAAAUUUAGAAAUAUCUUUCUGCCACCUCUUGAAACAGUCCAUUUUGUCCACAAUCUGCAAAGUUUGAAACAAAAACAACAUUCUAGGCAAUACAUUCAUUUUUAUCGCAGCAAUACGGCCUAGCAGUGAAAGCUUCAAAUUUGACCAAAUUUCUAAAUCUUUUUUCACUUCUGACCAACAUUUUUCAUAGUUAUCCUUAAAUAAGUUCCCAUUUUUGCUGUCAUGUUAAUCCCCAGGUAUUUAACUUUCUUAACCACUGUUAAACCUGUCUCAUUCUGAAACCUCUCUCUUUCAAACGGUGUUAAGUUUUUCUCUAGAACCUUGGUUUUAAUUUGUUCAAUUUAAAUCCUGCCACUUGACCAAAUUCUUGAAUCAGUUCUAAAACUCUUUUAGUACUAGAUUCUGGCUCCUGUAACGUCAAUACUAAGCCAUCUGCAAAUGCUCUCAAUUUAUAGUGUUUAGUUCCGACCUGUAUACCUUUAACCAUCUGGUCCCUUCUAAUCAUAUUCAGCAACACCUCCAGGACCGAAACAAAAAGAAGAGGGGAAAUUGGGCAACCUUGUCGUGUCCCUUUUUCAAUUUUAAGUUCUUCCAUCACAACGUUAUUUACAAUUAGUUUAGCCUUUUGUUCUGAAUAAAUUGCACUUAUACCAUUCUCAAAACCUUGGCCUACCCCCAUACCCUGAAGAUUCUUCUUCAUAAAAUUCCAAGAAAUAUUGUCAAAGGCUUUCUCCGCGUCUACGAAUAUCAACACUGCUUUAGUGUUUAUAUUCACUUCUAGUUUUCCAAAAUAUCAAUUAUAUUCCUCAAAUUAUCAGACAAAUGUCUUCCUGGGAGAAAGCCCGCUUGGUCUUUAUGAAUCUCUUCCAACAGCACUUUUUUAAAUCUCUUCGCUAAAAUAUCUGCAAAAAUUUUGUAAUCCACAUUGAGUAAUGAUAUAGGGCGGUAGUUCUUUAGUUGUGUCUUUUCAGCCUCUGUUUUUGGUACAAGUGUAAUAUAUGCUUCUUUCCACGACUCUGGUGCUGGAUGAUGUAACUUUUAGGUAGAUUGUAGCUAGUUGACUGACAACACCAAGAGUGUUCAUUAAUGACUUUAACAGAUUUGAGAGCUGGGUCCAAGCUAACAAAGUGAAUUUCAAUAGGGACAAAUGUAUGGUUCCGCAUUUAGGCAGGAAGAACCAGCUGCACAAAAAUAAAAUGGGGAACACCGGGCUUACCAGUAAUGCAUGUGAAUAGGAUCUAGGGAUAUUAGUAGACCACAAGCUUAAGAGAGAACCAGGCAGAGAGCUUUCUCGGUAGUGGCGCCCACCCUGUGGAACGCCCUCCCAUCAGAUGUCAAGGAAUAAACCACUAUCUGACUUUUAGAAGACACCUGAAGGCAGCCCUGUUAAGGGAAGCUUUUCAUGUUUGAAGUUUUGUCGCUUUAUUAUUAUUAUUAAUAAUAAUAAUAUUCUCUUGGGAGCCGCCAGAUGGGUGGGGUAGAAAUAAAUUAUGAUGAUGAUGAAGAGUCAACAGUGUGAUGCAGCAGCAAGAAAAGGUACUACUAUUCUAGGCUGCAUCAACAGAAGUAAAUAAAGGUAAAGGUAAAGGAUCUUGGGAUGAUUAAGUCCAGUCAAAGAUGACUAUGGGGCUGCGGCAGCCAGUGUGGUGUAGUGGUUAAGAGCGGUAGUCUCGUAAUCUGGGGAACCGGGUUCGCGUCUCCGCUCCUCCACCUGCAGCUGCUGGGUGACCUUGGGCCAGUCACACUUCUUUGAAGUCUCUCAGCCUCACUCACCUCACAGAGUGUUUGUUGUGGGGGAGGAAGGGAAAGGAGAAUGUGAGCCGCUUUGAGACUCCUGAAGGGGAGUGAAAGGCGGGAUAUCAAAUCCAAACUCUUCUUCUUCUUCUUCAUCUUGCUUCAGGCCAAGAGAGCCAGUAUUUGUCCACAGACAGCUUUCCAAGUCAUGUGGCGAGCAUGACUAAACUGCUUCUGGCACAACAGGACACUGUGAUGGAAGCCGGAGCGCAUGGAAAUACCGUUUACCUUCCCACUGCAGCAGUACCUAUUCAUCUACUUUCACUGGUGUGCUUUCAAACUGCUAGGUUGGCAGGAGCUAGGACAGAGCAACGGGAGCUCACCCUGUUGCACAGAUUUGAACCACCAAUCUUCUGAUUGCAAGCCCAAGAGGCUCAGUGGUUUAGACCACAGCACCACCCAUAUUCCUAUAUCAACAGAAGUAUAGUAUCCAGAGUGAGGAAGUAAGUGGUCUGCCUUGUUCAGACCAAACCUGGAAUCUCAUGUCUGGUUCUGGGCUCCACAGUUUAAGGAGGAUAUUGACAAGCUGGAAUGUGUGCAGAUGAGGACAACCAAGAUGGUCAAGGGUCUGGAAACCAAGCCAUAUGAGGAAUGGUUGAAUAUGUUAACAGGGUAUGUUUGGCCUGGAAAAGAUGGGAAUGAGAGGAGAUAUGAUAAUAUCUAAUGGGCUGUCACAUGGAAGAUGGAGCAAGCUUGAUUUCUCCUGCUCCAGAGGGGAGUAGUGGUACCAGUGACUUGAAGUUACAGGAAAGGAGAUUCCAACUAAACAAGGGGAAGAAAUUUCUGAUAGUGAGAGCUGAUCAACAGUGAAAUGGGAGGUGGUGGACUUUCCUUUCUUGGAAGUUUUUAACCAUCUGUCAUGGAUGCUUUAGUUUAAUUUCCUGGGAUGAUCCUUGGGAACCCUUCCAACUCUACGAUUCAAUGAUUUUAAUUUUGAGUGCCCUUAGUUUUCCCUACAAUUUAUCAGUAAGAAAUUUAUCAGCUAUAUAAUUCUACUAUGUAUGUGACUAUGAAGCUCCUCAACUUGGCUCCACAGGUGAAUGCAUGAAAUAUAUAUGGGAUAUGUCAGGCGCGUCCAACUUCCAAGAGACUGCAAUCUACUCACAGUAAAAAAAACACCUGGCAGUGAUCUACCCAUUGUCAUUGGAGGUUGGAUCACCAAUUGAUGACACAAAAUACUAAUAGUAAGCAAUUCUUCACAUUCCUUAACAACAGAAGAAAAGCAGGUCCUAUAAUUGGGACUCGAUUUUGUUCCUAAGCCUCACUAUAACGCUUUUCGCACCAGGGUAGAGUUACAUAAAUUUGUGUGUAAUAUUAAGUUAUGUGACAUGUUUGGUAUCAGAGAUCAACAGCCACAGCAAUUUAGACCUAAAUCAUCUUUUAUCCUGCCCAGCUUUAAUCUUUCCAUCACUUUGUUUCAUCAAUUGGUGAUCUGUGAUUUGGAUAAACUUGAAAAGAGGAGCCCUAGGACCCAGGACAAUUUAACCAAGUCCCAACAUGCCUGCCUUAAUGACUUAUCAAAUGAUACUAACAUUAUCAUAAAACCAGCUGAUAAAGGAGGGGGAAUUGUUACCAUGAGUAGACUUUGAAACAGUAAAAUAUUGUUGGUAUAUUAUUAGCCAACGUGUUUCUUCUUGUUGUUCAGAGUGGUGCAAAGUAAGGCCAUGAUCAUCUACAACUUUAUCAUGGAUGAAGAGACUGGCAUGGCUUGCAUUACUGAGACUUAGGUGAGUGAGCUGGGAGGGCUUGACCAUAUGGGUACUUGGUACAGCACAAGGCUCGAUGGGGGCGGGUUGAGGGGUGGGUGUGUAGCUAUUGUGCAUAAAGCACCAUCUCCUUUACCAAAAAGCCACUUGUGAUUUUGGACAGGUUCAGAGAAUCUCCGCCUGGCAUUGGUCCAAAGAGACAGACUGGGAAUGCUGAUGGUCUGUUGACCACCUUGUUGCCCAGCAGCUUCUCUGAUGGAGCUGGCCAAGGUAAUAUCUGGGGUACUGAUGGAUGACUCUAGGAUGAUAGUUCUGGGUGACUUCAAUAUUCUUAUGUUGGCUCCCACUAGGCCAGCUCAUGCAACUCUCUCAAGUGGCCAUUGGUCUACAUCAAGGAGCUGUAGUCUUUGCCCAAAGUGAUAUGUGGAAUGGACAAAGGAUGGGCUGGGGUGAAAUGCACUCCCUUUUCAUGGUUGGAUCAUUGCCCAAUAAAGCUUGGAAUGGCAGUGGCAACUCCCCGCUGAAAGGUUGGUGGGCCUGUUUAGAUGGCCUGCCCUCAGAGGCUAAUGGAACUGAUAUGUUUUUGAAAGCUCUGGGGAUUUUCUGGUGGAUAAAGCUGUGAUCAUGUCAAAGCCCCGGUCUCGCUAUGCAAUGUGAUGACACAAUUACCCCCAAGUAUCCUGUCCAGCUUAGUAAAACUCAAGUGGCCCCUUGGCAUCCUGGGGAACUCUGGACUAUGAAGCAAGCUGGACAAAGAUUAGUGUGCAAAUGAUUCAAGUCGUGCUCUGAAGCCAACUGAACAAAGCACAUAAUCAGGUGUGCCAUGUGGUAGUGUGGGCUGCGAAGAAGGCUCAGUUUGCAGCUUGCAUGGCAUCCUCUAGGAGCCAACCAGCAGAGUUAUUUCAGAUGGUAAGGCCUCUUUUAAAGAAGCUGCUGCUUUUUUUGAGUUUUGGAGUAGCCCGGAGGCAACAAGAGCCCUGAAGAAGGUCCUGGGGAUGACCAGGAUGUUGAGGCGUCCUGUGGUGACCAAACAAGCUCCCAACGGGCCUGCUUGGUCCCACGAAGAGCCAGGUCGUCCCAGUGGUGGAGCCGUGGUCGCUGGGCUCUGACACAGUCCAGCAGCAGGCUGCCCCGUCUCAGGAGUGGUCAGUUUCCAAAAUUUUAACCAAAGGAACAAAAGGAUUAAUUGUGAAUUAUUUAGCCUAUUGGAACUAUUUGUUGUAUUGACUGGAAAACGAAAAGGGAGUCUACUCCGGAAAUGGUUGCUGCCUUGCAUGGGAAUAAGCUGUUGGAAAAAAUAAAGGUACGUACAAAUAAAAAGUCUGCCAUCAGAAAUAAAGGAAGGGGGUUGUCAAAUUGAGAAGCUUAAGUGAUUGAUCUUUAAGAUGCACCCCCCCCGCCGGUGAUUUACUGUCUGUAACCACUUGUUCUAUAUUUUAUAAUAAUAAUAAUAAUUAAUAAUAAUAAUACUUUAUUAUUUAUACCCCGCCCAUCUGGCUGGGCUUCCCCAGCCACUCUGGGCGGCUUUCAAAAGAAUAUUAAAAUACAUCAAACAUUAAAAGCUUCCCUAAACAGGGCUACCUUCAGAUGUCUUCUAAAAGCCUGGUAGUUGUUGUUCUCUUUGACAUCUAGUGGGAGGGUGUUCCACAGGGAAGGCGCCACUACCGAGAAGGCCCUCUGCCUGGUUCCCUGUAACUUGGCUUCUCGCAGUGAGGGAACUGCCAGAAGGCUCUCGGUGCUGGACCUCAGUGUCCGGGUAGAACGAUGGGGGUGGAGACGCUCCUUCAGGUAUACUGGACCAAGGCCGUGUAGGGCUUUAAAGGUCAGCACCAACACUUUGAAUUGUGCUCGGAAACGUACUGGGAGCCAAUGUAGGUCUUUCAAGACCGGUGUUAUGUGGUCUCUGCGGCCGCUCCCAGUCACCAGUCUGGCUGCUGCGUUCUGGAUUAGUUGUAGUUUCCGGGUCACCUUCAAAGGUAGCCCCACGUAGAGCGCAUUGCAGUAAUCCAAGCGGGAGAUAACCAGAGCAUGCACCACUCUGGCGAGGCAGUCCGCGGGCAGAUAGGGUCUCAGCCUGCGUACCAGAUGGAGCUGGUAAACAGCUGCCCUGGAUACAGAAUUGACCUGCGCCUCCAUGGACAGCAGUAAGUCCAAAAUGACUCCCAGGCUGCGCACCUGGUCCUUCAGGGGCACAGUUACCCCAUUCAGGGCCAGGGAAUCCUCCACACCUGGCCGCCUCCUGUCCCCCAAAAACAGUACUUCUGUCUUGUCAGGAUUCAACCUCAAUCUGUUAGCCGCCAUCCAACCUCCAACCGCCUCCAGGCACUCACACAGGACCUUCACUGCCUUCACUGGUUCUGAUUUGAAAGAGAGGUAGAGCUGGGUGUCAUCUGCAUACUGAUGAACACCCAGCCCAAACCCCCUGAUGAUCUCUCCCAGCAGCUUCAUGUAGAUGUUGAAAAGCAUGGGGGAGAGGACAGAACCCUGAGGCACCCCACAAGUGAGAGCCCAGGGGUCUGAACACUCAUCCCCCCCCACCACUUUCUGAACACGGCCCAGGAGGAAGGAGCGGAACCACUGUAUGACAGUGCCCCCAGCUCCCAGCCCCUCAAGACGGUCCAGAAGGAUGUUAUGGUCGAUGGUAUCAAAUGCCACUGAGAGAUCCAGCAGAACUAGGAAACAGCUCUCACCUUUGUCCCUAGCCCGCUGGAGAUCAUCAACCAGUGCGACCAAGGCAGUUUCAGUCCCAUGAUGAGGCCUGAAUCCCGACUGGAAGGGAUCCAAAUGGUCCGCUCAAUCACCUUGCCCAAGAAUGGAAGAUUUGAGACUGGGCGAUAGUUGGCCAUCGUGGCCGCAUCUAAAGAUGGUUUUUUAAGAAGCGGUUUAAUAACCGCCUCUUUCAGCGGGUCUGGGAAGGCUCCCUCACGGAGGGAAGCAUUCACCACCCCACGAAGCCCAUCGCCCAGCCCUUCCCGGCUUGCUUUUAUAAGCCAGGAUGGGCAAGGAUCAAGGAGACAAGUGGUUGGUUUCACUCGUCCAAGCAGCCUGUCCACAUCCUCGGGGGUAACAGAUUGGAAUUGAUCCCACACAACUUGACUAGACAGGACUCUAGCACUCUCCCGCCCCAGCCCUGCUCCCACGGUGGAGUCCACCUCUUCUCGAACCUGAGCAACUUUAUCUACAAAAAACUUUGAAAAUUCAUUGCAGGAGAUCAUGUGGCCCGUACUGGGCCCUGAUGGAGCAGGUGGUUCCGCUAAAUUGCGAACCACCUGAAAGAGUCUCCUGCUGCUGUUUUCCGCAGAUGCAAUAGAGGCGGUGAAGAAAGUCUUCUUCGCCGUCGCUAUUGCCACUUGGUAGGCUCAACAUUGAGCUCUAGCCCGUGUCCAGUCAGAUUCAGAAUGGGUUAUCCGCCACCGGCGCUCUAGCCGUCUCAACAAUUGUUUCAUUGCCCUCAGAUCCGUGGAAAACCACAGGGCUCUCCAGGCUCCAUGCAAUCGGAGAGGGCGCUUUGGAGCCAAACAGUCAAUAGCCCUGGUUAACUCCACAUUCCAGCAGGCCACCAGGGAAUCGGCUGAAAGGCCAUCAACAGGGGAUAAAACAUCCCCUACCACUCUCUGGAAACCGUUUGGAUCCAUUAAGUGGGGGGGGGGCGGACCAUCCGAAUUGGUCCCACCUCCCUGCAGAGGGGAAGGGUCGCGGAGAAGUCCAGUUGCACCAGGAAGUGAUCUGACCAUGGCACUUCUUUGGUUUCACUUUUACUUAGUGUCAGAUCACCAACAUCCAUAGAGGUGAACACCAGGUCUAAGGCAUGCCCGUGGCUAUGAGUUGGGCCAAACUUAUUCAGGGACAGCCCCAUGGAGGCCAUGCUUUCCACGAAGUCCUGAGCGGCCCCUUGUAAGGUCGUGUCGGCAUGGAUGUUAAAAUCCCCUAGGACAACAAACUAGGUGUCUCCAGGAGGACAUCCGUCACGACCUGAAGCAGCUCGGACAGGGAAUCCUUGGUGCAGCGGGGAGGUUGGUUCACCAAUAGGAAUCCUGUACUGCCCCUAUUGCCCAACUUCCAGAACAUGCACUCAGAAAACUGGGUCUUCCCAAUAGGACGCCUGGUGCAAACUAAUGACUUCCUAAAAAUCACUGCAACCCCCCCUCCCCGCCCACAAGGCCUGGGUUGCUGUGCGUAAGAGAAACCUGGUGGACAAGCAGCGGCAAGGACAGGCCCAUCUGCUUCAUCCAACCAAGUUUCUGAUACACAUGCCAGGUCAAAUCCUCCAUCCACGAUCAAAUAAUGGAUCACAAUGGUUUUAUGGAUCAUUGACCUGGCAUUGCACAGCAGCACCUUCAGGUCGUGUGGGUAUCCCUUGCUGAUUCCAGUAUCCGUCUGGUCAGGACCAGACCCGGAGGCAGGGAUAGUCCUCAGACAACGACUAAGCCUGCUUCCUCGGUAAUGACAUGGUCUGGUCUUAGCGUAACUCCUCCUCCUACCCAUGAUCACUGAGAUCUGUUGUCCCAGUGCAUCCCCCCCUGUGGAACCUGCCCCAGCCAUUUUGUUUGCUGGGACCCACUCCCGGGCAGCCCUGACCCCUCCCCUUAAAAUCAAAUUAAAACCUAGACAGAAAACAAACUAACAGAACAAUAAAACUAUAAAAACAAAAAACAAAGUUACAAACAACAUAAUUAAAUUAAACAAAUUCCCACACCCAACUAAACACCCACCCCACCCCACACACCCGAGGCCUCCCUGGAGCCCCUUAGGCUGCGGAGGUGAGUAUGGGGCCCGCCCCCAGGCCCAAAGUGGAAAAAAGGGCUUCCAGGGGGAGCGGUCCUCCCCAAGACUCACCGGCAAAGCGGCAGCAGCAAUUUUAAAGGAUAUACAGUUAUAACUUGCUUUUUUCUUCUUUGCUCUUGAGAGGGGAGGGAAGAGGAAAGACUGUAAAUUAUUGUUGGACCUUUACUUUUUAUCUUAAGGGGUGAGGCUUUAAAAAGGUGUCAAUAUUUGUCUAUCUAGGAAUUAUUUCUGUCACCAACAAUACUCAAUCGGGUUUUGUGCUUUAAGUAUUUUGUCCUUUUCAGGGCUGGCUUUUGA
Messenger RNA from Podarcis lilfordi (Lilford's wall lizard), 14086 nucleotides. Lineage: Eukaryota; Metazoa; Chordata; Lepidosauria; Squamata; Lacertidae. The record is from the annotation of a GenBank genome assembly.